AUGACUCCAUCCGACUUUGCCGACUAUCCCAAGCCUGUUGAGGCUCCAGCAGCAACUUAUAAUCCGAAUAUCGAGAACAAUCCUGUCUUUCGAGGUCUUCCUCUUGUAAUUGGCGCCAACAUCAUCUCCAAGGUUGGGUUCCUCCAGCAGUACUUUUGGGACAAUGCACGCUUUGGCAUCAUCAAAGACAUGCCUGUUCUUGACGAUGUACCUUACAGGUUCCAUCCAACUGUCACUCCCUUAGGUCCUGCAGAGCCUAUGCUUGAGCUUGGCCCAGAACUCGUCAAGUCCCAGUAUGCAGAGUCGAAUGCGCGAUACUACUCCGCAAGUGACUAUCAUGAGAUGUAUAAGUCUGGCAAGGUGACCCCUCUUCAGGUCGCUGAGGCUCUUCUGCCCCUCAUCUCUAAGCCAAGUGGAAAGUAUGCAGAUGGCUGGGCUGAAAGCCAUGGCAAAGAGGAUCUCGUCUUAGAGGCCGCCAAAGCUUCGACAGAGCGUUGGGCUGCUGGCAAGCCCUUGAGUGUCCUGGACGGUGUACCUAUCGGUGUCAAAGAUGAUACUGAUGUUAAAGGUUUUCACAAUCACACAGGUAUGAAGUACAACCCGUCGGUUGAGACUUUCAAGGAACAGAAGGAGUCCUCAUGGCCGGUGAAGAAGCUCCAAGAAGCGGGUGCCAUUGUCAUUGGCAAGAAUGCAAUGCAUGAACUUGGUUCUGAUACUAGCGGAUGCAAUCCGGCUCAAGGAACGCCUACCAACUGGCACAACAAGAAAUAUUACCCGGGAGGCUCUUCCUCAGGUGGAGCGUCUUCUGUCUCAGCUGGCAUCGUACCGAUUUCUGUUGGUACAGAUGCUGGGGGCAGCAUUCGGAUUCCUUCGACCUUCAAUGGUAUCUAUGGUCUCAAAACGACACAUCACCGGACGGUGUACAUGAAUAACAGCAUGUGCAUUACCGGGCCCAUCGCGGCAAACGUUGCAGACCUGACCAUUGCUUAUCGUGUCAUGUCACAACCCAACCCCGAUUGUCAGGUUCAAAGUCGGUUUGGGCUUUCUAUGCCGCCGCCCAAGGAUCAGAAGAAGGUUAUCGGUAUAUAUCGCGACUGGUGGAAGCAGGCCGAUCCUCGUGUUCAAGAGGGCUGCGACAGAGCAGUUGAGUAUCUUACGAGCAAAUGCGGCUACGAACUGGUUGAUAUCACCAUUCCCUAUAUCCCCGAGGCCCAGAUUGCACACAGUGUUAUGUGUAUCACCGAGAUGGCAGAGUCCGCUCGCCGAAGAACUCCUAACCCAGCUGACUGGCUUUCACUUGUAAGCUCUGCGAAUAAGGUCUUGAUGACUGUCGGAGCCAGAACACCUGCUGCAGACCUUCUCAAGUAUAGCGCUCUUCGAGAGCUUAUCAUGCGGCAUCUGGCCUUUUUGUUCCAGAAGCAUCCUGGUCUUCUCAUCCUCACUCCCACUACACCUCUUGUCGGAUGGCCCGUUGUUCCCGGCGACGAGGCGUACGGUAUGAGCGAUACCAACACUACGGUCCGCAACAUGCUCUACAUCUUCUUGGCCAACUUGACCGGAACUCCUUCACUCUCAGCACCUGUUGGUUAUGUCGAUCCGGAUCAAGGUGAGGGCAAGCUACCUGUUGGUUUGAUGGCUACAGGAGAAUGGGGCAGCGAAGAGCAGCUUCUGGCAUGGGCAGGCGAGGUGGAGGGAUAUUUGCACAAUUCCACGGAGUCUGGUCGACGAAGACCUAGUGAAUGGUUGGAUGUUGCAGAUGUAGUAACGAAGGCAUGA
This is a messenger RNA of Fusarium coffeatum, 1776 nucleotides long. RefSeq lists its product as uncharacterized. The record is from RefSeq and is a predicted model, not a curated record. Bases 1 to 1776 code for a protein of 591 amino acids. Lineage: Eukaryota; Fungi; Ascomycota; Sordariomycetes; Hypocreales; Nectriaceae. The transcript has 5 exons. Gene Ontology annotation, molecular function: catalytic activity.